Molecule: messenger RNA, 606 nt
Organism: Emiliania huxleyi CCMP1516
Lineage: Eukaryota; Haptophyta; Isochrysidales; Noelaerhabdaceae
Product: putative proline synthetase co-transcribed protein
Exons: 2
Cellular component (GO): intracellular anatomical structure
Molecular function (GO): pyridoxal phosphate binding
Source: RefSeq, a predicted model, not a curated record
CUCGUCGCAGUCUCGAAGACCAAGCCGGUCGAGGCGUUACGCGAAGCGUAUGACGCGGGAGUGCGCGACUUUGGCGAGAACUACGUCCAGGAGCUGGUGUCUAAGGCGCCGCAGAUGCCGAGCGACGUGCGAUGGCGCUUCAUCGGCAAGCUCCAGUCGAACAAGGCCAAGGUGCCAAACUUGGUCGCUGUCGAGACGGUUGACUCGCUCAAGCUCGCCACCCGGCUCGACAGCGCCCUGCGCGCGCUCGAGCGGCCGGAGCCACUCGCCGUGCUGGUGCAGGUCAACACCUCGCCGUGGGAAGGGACGAAGGGGGGCGUACUCGCAGAGGAGGCGGCCGAACUCGCGGCCGCCGUCGCGGCCGACUGCAAAAGCCUGCGCGUCGCCGGCCUGAUGACGAUCGGUGCCGCUGGCGACACCGGAUGCUUUGCUGCCCUCGCGGCCUGCCGAGAGGCCGUCGCUGCGCGGCUUGCGGUGCCGCCGGAGUCGCUCGAGCUCUCGAUGGGCAUGUCCGGCGAUUUUGAGGAGGCGGCGCGUUCGGGCUCCACCUCUGUGCGGGUUGGCUCCUCCAUUUUUGGCGCGCGUGACUACAGCAAAGCCGCGAGG